Molecule: messenger RNA, 1369 nt
Organism: Myxocyprinus asiaticus (Chinese sucker)
Lineage: Eukaryota; Metazoa; Chordata; Actinopteri; Cypriniformes; Catostomidae
Gene: echdc1
Product: enoyl CoA hydratase domain containing 1
Exons: 5
Coding region: 299-1207 (302 amino acids)
Biological process (GO): fatty acid beta-oxidation
Cellular component (GO): cytosol
Molecular function (GO): enoyl-CoA hydratase activity
Source: RefSeq, a predicted model, not a curated record
CGCGACCCAGGGCAACAUUUAGAAAGUGAAUUAAUAGGCCGAUAUUAAGUUAAAUAGAACAGUAUAUCCUGAUAACAGAGACAAAACGGUUAGCUUUGUUGAAUGUGUUUGCGUGAACUAAUGUUAUGCAUAUCUGCCCAUUCAACUCAGCUGUCGUUCACCCUUGACGGGAUAUAUUAACCCCUUAACGCAAAACAAAGUAGAAGGCUAUAAUUGCACGUGUUUUAUUUUUGGACGUAAAUCUGUCAUGCCCCUGAAUUGAUAGCAAAGUCUACAUCUUUAAAGACAACGCAACAUAAUGAAUGUGUGCGGCGCUGCUCGGUUCUGGUUGAUCCAGACACGCAGUGCAGUGAGAGUCCUUCAACAGAACCGAACUGUCUGCAGCCACACUGAUGGAUCUGCUGGGGACAUCAGAGAAAAACUCCGGGCUUUCACAGGAGGUUCCAUAGAGCUUCAGAAACAAGAGUCAGGCAUUGCAGUGCUCACUGUCAACAAUCCAGCACGCAUGAAUGCCUUCACAGGCAGCAUGAUGCUUGAACUGGAGGAGCGGGUGCAUGAACUUGAGACCUGGUCAGAAGGGAAAGGUGUCAUUGUGCAGGGAGCUGCUGGGACCUUCUGCUCUGGAUCUGAUCUGAAUGCAGUCAGAGCUAUAGCAAACCCACAUGAUGGCAUGAAGAUGUGUGAGUUUAUGCAGAGCACUCUGACACGACUCCUCAGGUUGCCACUCAUCUCCGUGGCACUGGUGGAGGGAAGAGCGUUGGGUGGUGGAGCAGAACUCACCACAGCCUGUGACUUUAGGUUAAUGACAUCAGAUGGUGUUAUCCAGUUUGUUCAUAAGCAUAUGGGUUUAGUACCUGGAUGGGGUGGAGCUGCAAGACUAGUUCGUAUUGUUGGCAGCCAGAAUGCCCUGAAACUGCUUGGCGGGGCUAAGAAGGUUGAUCCAGACUUUGGAAAACAGAUUGGACUGGUUGAUGAGGUGCUUCACUGCUCCUCUGAUGAGCGCAAUACUCGAGCUCAUGCAGAGCAGUGGCUGAACCAGUUCAUUAAAGGGCCGGCUCCAGUGAUCAGAGCCGUGAAGAAAGUUGUCAUCUCAGGAAGAGAGCUUCCAUUUGAUGAAGCCCUUAAAACUGAGAGAAAUGUGUUUGGGACAGUAUGGGGUGGACCAGCCAAUCUUGAGGCACUGGCUUUGAAAACAAAACAUAAGUGAUUGAAAAUAUCAUCAUUAUUGCUUAAUCUUAAAACUAUUACUCAGUGCUUGGAGGAUUUACUCAGAUCACAUGAUAAAAUGAGAGUAAUUGAAAAGUACCUGGAUUGCUUUGUGGAGUCAAUGUUGUCUGCACUAAACACACUAGUAAUUGAAUAUAAUCCA